GAAAUGGAACCAGCUUGAUCGGCAGACCACCUUUUUUCUUUCUCAUCGUCGACAAAUCCGCGUGUACUUGUCCACCAUGACGUAUCUCGUGGGUCGUUCCUUGAACUGGGCCAUCACGGCCACCGCCGGAUCGGGCUUCCUCCUCUUCGGUUAUGACCAGGGCGUCAUGUCCGGUCUGCUGACCGGCGAUGCCUUCACGAAAAACUUCCCCGAGAUCGACACCACCGAAGGCGGCACGGGAAGUUCCUCGCUCCAGGGGACAGUCGUUGCAAUCUACGAAAUCGGCUGCUUCUUCGGUGCCCUCAUCUGCUUCUUCGCCGGCGAACGUCUCGGCCGGCGGAGGUCUAUCUUGAUUGGCUGCGUCAUCCUGAGCAUCGGGGCUGCCCUCCAGGCCAGCGCAUACGGUAUCCCGCAGAUGAUUGUCGGCCGCAUUGUCGCCGGUCUGGGUAAUGGCAUGAACACUGGCACUAUUCCUGUGUGGCACUCGGAACUCAUGCACGCGCACAAUCGAGGCCGCGGUCUUGCCAUCGAGCUCGCCAUCAACAUCUUCGGUGUCAUGCUCUCGUACUGGGUCGACUACGGCAUGAGCUACGUCUCCAACGAAUCACAGUUCCGCUUCCCGCUCGCGCUUCAGAUCCUCUUCGCCAUGGUCACCUUCCUGGGCAUCAUGUUCCUCCCAGAGUCUCCAAGAUGGCUUGUCGCCCACGACCGCCAUGACGAGGCCCGGCAGAUCCUCUGGGCUGUCAGUAAGGACGCGAAGGAGAUCGAAGUUACCGACCCAAAGGUUACUCGAACCCUAGAUGAGAUUUCCUACGCGGUAAAGGUAGAGCGCGAGGCCGCUGCUGGUGGAAGUUUCCGGGCCAUGUUCCAGAAUGGAGAACAAAAGUUCUUUUAUCGAACCAUGCUCGGUAUUGGUGGCCAGUUCAUGCAACAGCUAUCGGGUAUCAACUUGAUCACCUAUUACGCCCCUGUCAUCUUCCAAGAUUCAGUGGGCAUGUCUCAUCGGCUGUCUCUCCUGCUUGCCGGGUUCAACGGGAUUGCCUACUUCUUCUCCUCUCUAAUCCCCAUAUGGAUCAUUGAUCGACUCGGCCGGAGGAAGCUCAUGCUCUUCGCUGCUGCCGGGCAGUGCGUUUGCAUGGCCGUGCUCGCGGGGACUGUCUCCAACGGCAGCCAACCUGCAGGCGUGGUCGCCAUCGUCAUGCUCUUCCUCUUUAAUUUCUUCUUCGCUGUGGGAUUGCUGGCGAUUCCCUGGCUAUUGCCCGCCGAAUAUGCGCCCCUUGCCAUCCGCACGCGAGCCGCGGCUCUUGCUACUGCCUCCAACUGGAUCUUCACCUUCCUCGUUGUCGAGAUCACCCCCGUCAGCAUCCACAACAUCGGAUGGAAGACCUACAUCUACUUCAGCGUCUUCAACUUCUUCUUCCUGCCCCUGAUCUACUUCUUCUACCCGGAGACACAGAACCUCAGCCUGGAGCAGAUCGAUAAGCUCUUCACGGGCGCCAAGAUCAAGCUCCACUGGGAGGCGAGUAUGGGGGUCCCGGGCGAGGUGCAAUCGGCGUCGGAUAAGGACUCGGAGACCGAGAUUGGUACCGUUGAGAAUCCUGAGGCAGAUGGAAAGGAGCGUUUCCAAUCGUAGGAAGAUUUCAUGAGGUCGGCCGCAUAGCAUAGCUACGACACCACUCACUCUGUAACUAGUAGUGUAAUAAUGAGACAACGCACUUAACAA
Molecule: messenger RNA, 1723 nt
Organism: Phialemonium atrogriseum
Lineage: Eukaryota; Fungi; Ascomycota; Sordariomycetes; Cephalothecales; Cephalothecaceae
Product: general substrate transporter
Exons: 4
Coding region: 77-1633 (518 amino acids)
Biological process (GO): transmembrane transport; carbohydrate transport
Cellular component (GO): membrane
Molecular function (GO): carbohydrate:proton symporter activity
Source: RefSeq, a predicted model, not a curated record